Molecule: messenger RNA, 963 nt
Organism: Plasmopara halstedii
Lineage: Eukaryota; Oomycota; Peronosporomycetes; Peronosporales; Peronosporaceae
Exons: 1
Coding region: 721-906 (61 amino acids)
Source: RefSeq, a predicted model, not a curated record
CUUUGUAAAGGCAAUCGCUCACACAGGACGCCUAGUAGUGGGAUGCUCAAACCGUCAAAGUAAACCACCUCAAGCUGUGAAUGCGUAACUAGAAACAGCCAGAUAUAAUGUCGAUAUGCUACUUACCAUCAAAACACCAGUGAAUAGUAAUGCUCGUCAAAAAGCUCAGGGAGGUCCAAUUCAUUGAGCACCUCAUACAAGAUUUAGCAACUCUUAUGUUUAUGCAAAGGGUGCGUGACAACCGCAGGCUCAAAUCUUAGCUCAGUUAACGACUCAAGGCUAAGCUGUUGGUACAGAGGUUGAAUCUAAGACAAAUAACAACGACAAAGAAUUUUCGUAGCAUUGUAAGUCGACAUUAUACUAGAAAUAGCUACUUUAAGACCAAAAUGGAUUUUCGGAUCGACGCGAUCAAGAGAAUGGCUAUGUCAAAAAUAUAGACAGGUCAUGCUCAACGUGAGUCUUUAAACUUUGGCUUGUGCUUUGUCGAAGACUGCAAGCAAUGAUCCAUCGUUCUGUUCUAGUAAUUGGCCUCAGCAAAGAAUGUAAAGGAACGCAAGGCAACAACAGACUUUGCACGUGGGUAGAAUACCUUUCAAGUCUUGCCAAAAUUGUACCGUGGUAGUAAUCCAACGACUUGAAGGCAAAGAGUUUCUGCUUCUUCAGAAACAUAAUAUUAAUUAAGUUUAUUUAGAAACAUGUGUGUUUGUAUGUUUGACUCUAAUGGCGUUACAGUGUGUUGUGAGCACUUUACUGACCGUGAUCAGGAGUAAUGGCGAGACAAUGCUCGAGUCUCAAUUGCCAACGUUUAAACUCAGCAAAAAGGUGAUUGCUUACCUCGUUGGAUUCAGCGAAGACACGAAGCGGAACAUGUUGGGACUUUUCUAUUUCAAGUCAAAAUUCAACUGAGCAAUCUGUGGAUCGAAAACUAUUGCUGCUGGCAAUACGAAGCUUGAAUAGGAUUAG